AUGCCUAGUGAUACUGCUGAAAACUCGGCGACCUCACCAAUCCUGAAAAACUUUCCGCCUAUCACUAAUCCUAUUCUGAAAGUACUAUUCGAAGUCCUGUGCGUUGUCGCAGUCUCUCGGACGUCCAUCGAUCACUGGGCACACACAUGCGGCGAUGAAUGGAAGGAGCAUGUCAAAGUGAUGAUCAAUCGUUGCGAGCACUCAAACGUCACCGCCGGGCUGAUACUCGCAACCACUGCUUUGCUCCUGACUUCACAAUCUCCCCUAAGUAGCUUGAUGGCUUAUGACAUUUCAGCCUCCUAUGUGUUCGCCGUGAUUUCAUUUAGUGCUGCAUUGCUCAGUGUAAUAUCAGGAGCUGCGCUCGUGGUCAUCUAUGAAACUAGCACUGUCCACAAAGACAUGGAAUGCCUCAAAGACAUGACACGAGAACACGUUAUCUAUCUGCUGUUGUGGUUGGCUUACCCUUCAGUCUGUUUGUCAGUCUCCGCCUUCUUUUUGUUUGUGUCUCUUUUCAUUGCCUGCUUCUCCUCUAGAAAUAUCUUUAUCCAAGUCAUAAUGGCCUUAAGUGGUUUGGCCUUCACUCUCAACGGAAUCCUUACGAUCCACGUUUUCUGUUUUGUGCCAAUGGGCAAAUCGCUUACAAAUCCUAAGCCCGCCAAUGAUCCUGCACGCGUUGAACAAGCGUGA
Suillus bovinus is the source of this 687-nucleotide messenger RNA. RefSeq lists its product as uncharacterized. The transcript is spliced from 5 exons. The record is from RefSeq and is a predicted model, not a curated record. NCBI's taxonomy places the organism in Eukaryota, Fungi, Basidiomycota, Agaricomycetes, Boletales, Suillaceae. Bases 1 to 687 code for a protein of 228 amino acids.